UGACCGGAUAAGUUAUUUGAAGGUCAUUACGAGUACCAAUGCUAUCGGCAAUAUUCACAAUCUUUUCUCUUGCUUUGCUUCUCUGGACUUGCUAUUGCCUCUCACACAGUUGAACCUCAACUUAAUGAAAUGGUCUAUUGCAUAAGGAUUCUCACAGGACGAAAACCUUUUCCUUGAAUUAGACAUGCAAAAAGUUCUCUCCAUAUGGGUGCCCAGAUUUCCUUGCAUCUUUCUGUUUCUUGUGGUCAAUUGGGAUUUGAAAUCCUAAAUUCUUCUUGGUUAUUGGCCACCAAAAUACGGUUACGGAAUAUGCUACGGAAUAGACGAUGUGCUUGGAAGGGUUUAAAUUAUAUAGUAAUUAAAAGAUAAAAAACUUGUUAUUAUAUUAUAUAAAAUACUUUUAUACAAUCAUACUUGUUACAUAUUAGGAUCGAAGGAAUGAGGUGCUUGCCAAGAAUCUUUAUAUAAGCUUGGAAAAUGGUUUGUUACUUUGAGCUUGGAAAAUCUACGGUAGGCUUAAAUAGUUUUUUUUUUUUUUUUUUUCUUUAUCAAAUCUGGUCUAAGUCGAAUUUAAAUGAGAAAAGAUUCUUGGCAAAUAUUCCUUUUUGGCCCUCAAGUUUCUCACAAUAAAGGAGCCAAUGACAUAGGCAAGAAUGAAGUGGUGACUGUACGUUCACAUAUUCGUUGCCUGUCCUUAACAAUUUCCAAUUUUCUCGCAAGAUGUCUCUUCUGUCUUCGAGCAUUUCCCUGUUGCACAUAUGCGACAUCCAUGCUUUAUUUUUGUUGUUCCUUUUGGUCCUGGCAAUUCUACAAAACAUUUUCUGGAUUUGAAGAAAAGAAUCCAAGAAUUUGACAAGAUUAGCAGAAAUAACAAAAAAAAAAAAGUAAUCAUAUGUAGUUUCUUGUCAAGAUGGCAAGAUGUUUCAGUUUCACCGCUUCCCGUGAUUGGUUCUACCGACUCUCAUUCGCCAAUGCCGGUCUCCAGGCCAUCACAUCCGAUAUUGGAGAUGGGACAAUCAUGCGUUGCUGGAUUCCAAGAAUCCAAAAACAAUCGAAACCCAAUCUUGUUCUUGUACACGGCUUUGGUGCCAAUGCAAUGUGGCAAUAUGGCGAGCAUCUCCGUCACUUCACCUCCCGUUUCAACGUUUAUGUUCCCGACCUCCUCUUCUUUGGCGAGUCCUACACAUCAAGGCCUGAAAGGCACGAGUCUUUCCAGGCCAAGUGUCUGAUGAGGCUAAUGGAGUCUCAUGGUGUGCGUAGAAUGAACCUUGUGGGAAUCAGCUAUGGAGGGUUCGUUGGGUAUAGUAUGGCUGCACAGUUUCCUGAGGUUAUAGAGAGAAUUGUGUUGUGUUGUGCUGGGGUUUGCUUGGAGGAAAAAGAUAUGGAAGAGGGUUUGUUUAAGGUAUCAAAUUUAGAUGAAGCAGCUAGCAUCUUGCUGCCACAGACACCUGAGAAAUUGAGGGAGCUGAUGCGGUUAUCGUUCGUCAAGCCUGCUAGAGGCGUCCCCUCUUACUUUCUUGCAGAUUACAUCAAUGUUAUGUGUACAGAUUAUGCUCAGGAGAAGAGAGAAUUAAUACAGGCCAUACUUACGGGACGAAAGCUUUCUGAUCUACCCAAGAUUACUCAGCGCACGUUGAUAAUAUGGGGAGAGCAAGAUCAGAUAUUCCCUUUGGAACUGGGAUACAGAUUACAAAGGCAUGUGGGAAAAAGUGCAGAAUUGGUGGUCAUCAAGGAUGCUGGGCAUGCAGUAAACCUAGAAAAGGCCAAGGACUUUGCUAAGCACUUGAAAUCAUUCCUCAUUGGUUCAGUUUCAUCUCCUUCCACUCGAUCUCUGAAACAACUCUUCCAAGAGUACAAAGAUUGGUUUGAUCCUUAAAUUGUUAUAUAUAACAUUGAAUCGUUUAUUUCUGUUAUACAUUCUUUUUCUUUCUGAAAAAAGUGAAAUUUUUAUUGAAAGGCAGCUGCUCUCUCUUUACUUGAAAACCUCUUUUUGUCUCUUCUCCUCUUAUUAUACAGAUUCAGAAGAUAUAUAAAUGACGAUAAAUUAAUUUUCCA
Molecule: messenger RNA, 2055 nt
Organism: Ricinus communis (castor bean)
Lineage: Eukaryota; Viridiplantae; Streptophyta; Magnoliopsida; Malpighiales; Euphorbiaceae
Product: 2-hydroxy-6-oxononadienedioate/2-hydroxy-6-oxononatrienedioate hydrolase
Exons: 4
Coding region: 911-1876 (321 amino acids)
Source: RefSeq, a predicted model, not a curated record